AUGAGAUCGCGGCCGCAAGCCACAGAUCCAUCGCCAUCCCACUCCGACGCCGCCGACAGUUCGUCCCGCCAUCUCGAGCUCGCCCGUAACGCAGUCGUCGCUCGCAACGCAGUCAGCAUGAGGGUUGCGCGGGCAGCAAGAGACAUGGCUCAACGACAGCCGCCGACUGAGACGGCCGUAUCUGCGCCUGGAAAGGUGCUGCUUGCGGGAGGCUACCUGGUCCUGGAUAGAGAUUACACAGGCACCGUCUGCGCUCUGGACGCCAGGAUCCAUGUCGUCGUGCAGCAGCAGAACAUCGAGAGACGGACCGCGGAUACGCAAACACAGGCAGACACUGUUCAGCUGGAGGGUGAGGCAGCUGAGAAGUCGGACGUGGCGCAGGAGGAAGAUACCGUCACCGUCAGGUCGCCGCAGUUUGUCGAUGCCGUAUGGGAAUACAAGAUCCGGCGAUCAGACAACGGAGGCGGCGUUAAAGCCGUGCAAACAGGCGACGGACCGCGGAACCCGUUCGUCGAGACAUCUCUCAACUAUGCCCUGACCUACGCGAGCUAUGUCUCUGCGUCCCAGAACAUCGGCUCGCUCGCCAUCACCAUUCUGGCGGACGACGACUAUUAUUCCGAAACCACGGCCAGCAGUGCGCCCCAGGGAGGCCCUGCAGGAUUCAAGAAGUUCGGAGUGCGGCUGCAGGAUGCGCACAAGACGGGACUGGGAUCGUCCGCUGCACUGGUAACUGCGCUGGUGUCCGCGCUCGUCGUUCAUCGUACGGUACCGCCGGAGAAGCUCGCGCAGAACAGGCAGAAGCUCCAUAACCUCGCCCAGGCAGCUCACUGCGCCGCCCAGGGGAAAAUAGGCUCCGGUUUCGAUGUUGCUGCCGCCGUCUACGGAUCAUGCUACUAUCGGCGCUUUUCUCCAUCCGUGCUUGCUGAACUAGGUGAGCCUGGCUCGCCCAAGUUUGAAGAUCGCCUCUUCUCCAUCGUUGAAGAUCUCAACACGAGUGCUCCAUGGGACACCGAAUGCAAUGAUGUCGGGUUUGAACUUCCUGGGGGGAUGCAGAUGGUGCUCUGUGACGUUGACUGCGGCUCCCAGACUCCGGGCAUGGUUAAAAAGCUGCUUCGUUGGCGAGAGGAAAACCGCGAGGAAGCAGAUGCCAUAUGGUCUAGUCUACAAUUGAAUAACGAGAAGAUUCGUCUUGAGCUGAAGAAACUCACCCUCGGUCCGGGAACAGGUAACUUCAACGAGGUCCGCAGUCUACUUCUUAAAUCGAGAAUGUGGAUUAAAACGAUGACGAAGAAGAGCGGCGUGCCAGUCGAACCCUUGGUGCAGACUGAACUAUUAGACGCUCUGGGCAAGCUUGACGGCGUUAUUGGCGGCGUUGUUCCUGGUGCAGGAGGGUAUGAUGCUAUUGCCUUGCUCAUCGAGGACGACCCGGAUAUCAUCGAUGCGAUCCGCGCGUACCUGGAAGACUGGCACAGCACCGUGGAGGACGACUUUGGCGGCAAGAUCGAAAGAGUCCGCCUACUCGGCGUGGGCUACGGUUCUGAGGGGAUCCUGAACGAGCUGCCAGUCCGAUAUAGCGAAUGGAUAUGA
Messenger RNA from Arthroderma uncinatum, 1587 nucleotides. Its product is annotated as phosphomevalonate kinase. Gene Ontology annotation, molecular function: ATP binding; phosphomevalonate kinase activity. The coding region runs from base 1 to 1587 and encodes 528 amino acids. NCBI's taxonomy places the organism in Eukaryota, Fungi, Ascomycota, Eurotiomycetes, Onygenales, Arthrodermataceae. Gene Ontology annotation, cellular component: peroxisome. Gene Ontology annotation, biological process: isopentenyl diphosphate biosynthetic process, mevalonate pathway; ergosterol biosynthetic process. The record is from RefSeq and is a predicted model, not a curated record. The transcript is spliced from 2 exons.